This is a messenger RNA of Spinacia oleracea (spinach), 2437 nucleotides long. RefSeq names its product protein MICRORCHIDIA 2. Gene Ontology annotation, molecular function: ATP hydrolysis activity. Bases 164 to 2035 code for a protein of 623 amino acids. Gene Ontology annotation, cellular component: nucleus. Lineage: Eukaryota; Viridiplantae; Streptophyta; Magnoliopsida; Caryophyllales; Amaranthaceae. The record is from RefSeq and is a predicted model, not a curated record. The transcript is spliced from 19 exons.
UAGCUAGCCCAAAAAUUACCCGUCAAUUUCGUGAAAGUGUAAACACUUCUGGCGCGCUCACUCCAAUCCUCCGUUUUCAAUUGGGGGAAAAGUUUAAACCCUAGAAAAAAAAUCCCUCAAUUGUCAAUUCGUUUAAGCCCAGAUCCUCUUUUCUCUAACAAAAAUGCCAAACGAUCAGCUCGAUUUUGUCGAAAUUCCCAGCGACGACGACGAAGAAUACGCCUUACCUCAGCCGCGAAGCAACAACCAAGGGCAUCCACAUUCGAAGGUUCCAGAAUCUUCCCCGAAUGUUGUUUCAGUAGAUUCCGAAUCCACGAAGCAGAAGCUUGAUUGUCGGAGUUUCUGGAAAGCCGGCGCCUAUGAAAUUGGCCCCUCAUCGUUUGUUCCUGCUCAAGGUGAAUUGGAGCAUGCCCGUGUCCACCCCAAGUUUCUUCACUCAAAUGCUACUUCUCAUAAAUGGGCUUUUGGUGCUAUUGCUGAACUCUUGGACAAUUCUGUUGACGAGAUACAAAAUGGUGCUACAUUUGUGAAGGUUGAUAAAGUUCUUAAUGUGAAGGAUAAUUCUCCUGCUUUACUUUUCCAAGAUGAUGGUGGUGGAAUGGAUCCAGAGGGCAUAAGAAAAUGUAUGAGCUUGGGUUACUCAUCGAAGAAAUCAAAUACCACAAUUGGACAAUAUGGCAACGGCUUUAAGACAAGUACAAUGCGUCUGGGUGCUGAUGUGAUUGUUUUAAGUCGCUCGACUAAUUCAGGGCGAGCUACGCAAAGUGUUGGUCUACUAUCUUAUACCUUCUUGCGGUUGACAGGGCAAGAUGAUGUCAUCGUCCCUAUGGUUGAUUUUGACAUUUCUAAUCAUUGGGCAGAGCCUAUAAUCUAUAGCUCGCAGGAUGACUGGACAACAAAUUUGAAAACCAUCCUUGAAUGGUCUCCGUUUGCUACAAAGGAGGAACUUAUGAUGCAGUUUGAGGAUAUUGGACCUCAUGGAACGAAAGUAAUAGUAUACAACCUUUGGCUGAAUGAUGAAGGCAUAUACGAACUAAGUUUUGACGAUGAUUAUGAGGACAUAAAUCUACGGGAUGAAGCUAGUCGAGUGAAUGGGUUGAAAGUAAACAAGCGAACACUUGAAUUGCAAUCACACAUCUCGUACCGCCUCCGCUAUUCGUUGCGGGCCUAUUCUUCCAUUUUGUACCUAAGGAAGUUGAAGAACUUUAAGAUUGUGUUGAGGGGUAAACCUGUACAGCAAUUCAAUAUUGCAAGUGAGCUUCUACAUAAAGACAUUGUAAACUACAAGCCACAGCUUGCUGCAACGUCUCAGGAGGUCGUAGUUAAAACAACCAUUGGAUUUAUAAAAGAAGCUCCAGAUCUGAAUGUCUCUGGAUUCAAUGUGUACCAUAAAAAUCGUCUCAUAAGGCCUUUCUGGAAGGUCGCACGUGAUGGUAGUUCUGUGGGGAAUGGUGUUGUUGGUGUUCUUGAAGCAAAUUUUAUAGAACCAGCACAUGAUAAGCAGGAUUUUGAGAGAUCUUCGCUCUUUAUUCGGCUGGAAACAAGGAUGAAGCAAAUGGUUAAUGAUUACUGGAAAAGCCACUGUCAUUAUGUUGGAUUCCAGCGACGUGAUCAGCCUGUUUCUAAGAUAAAAAAAGUUUCUCAUGCUGAUGACCAAGUGAUUGGGCAUUCAAAAUCUGGGACUGGAGCUCAGGAAGGAUUAGUUUCAAAACGACCCCGUGUUGAUCUUUCUUCUGGUUCUAGAAAAAAUUAUCCGGAGGAUGCGUCUAUUCGGAAGUCCAUAGUUGAGCUCUCUGCUGAUGAAGAGGUGAAUGAUUCUAUAGCCUCUCUAUCUAUCGAACAAAUUUGUGAAGAGAACAUUCAAUUAUUCACAAGGUGUGAGGAGCAUGUUCAGAAAGAGCACGAGCUAAAGCAGACGGUCAACAAACUAGAGAAAGAGUUGGAAGAAACAAGAAGAAAAUGUGCACAACUUGCAGCGUACUUGGAAAGCCGGAAGAAACAGCAGAGUCUAAUGCAGCAAGUAGGGCAUGUCUAGUUGAUGUGAUGGUAAUCGGAGAAGGUGAAUGCUAAAGCCAAGAAAUUGAAUGAAUAUCAUCUAAGCAAGCUCUUCCCUUUUAUUGAAGUUCCACCUGCAGAGCAACCCUCACGUGGAUCGCGUUUUGCUUUUUGGUAAUCCGAAGUUUCCGUGGAAGUUUGUGGUUUCUCUUGUUGUAAAUAUGACUAAAUAUAGUAAGAUGAGGUCUACUUUGCUGUAUGUCUUUGUAACUUGUGUGUAGUUCCUUAAGAAUGAUAAUCCUAGAGUUUCGUUCAAUUUGUUUAUGUAAACUAUAUGUAAGCUAAUCACUAAGAUUAACUCUUCUAGAAUAAGACCUCUAUUAGGAAAUUUUAUUAGUCCUUUGCAAUCUAGAUUUAUUACAGGUAGUGGGAUUGAAGAUAA